Molecule: messenger RNA, 1131 nt
Organism: Paecilomyces variotii
Lineage: Eukaryota; Fungi; Ascomycota; Eurotiomycetes; Eurotiales; Thermoascaceae
Exons: 1
Coding region: 198-1127 (309 amino acids)
Source: RefSeq, a predicted model, not a curated record
AGCAGUCCUGUGAAUAAGGAAUUCACUGUCUUGCAGUUAUUGUUAUUGAUAGUAUAUAUUCGCUUAAUGCUCUCAACUCGAUUCCUGUCCUUCAUUCCUCUACCUCUGACAUUCUAUCCUCUUGGCGCCCACCUUGAUCCACGGUAUUUUUCUUUUUAGUCUGCAUCACUACACUGCUGCCUGAUUCAGUCUGCAAGAUGUUUCACGUCGGCUAUGAAGGUCACGAAACUUAUGCAACAUCUUCUGCGGCCAGGUCAACAACCAUGCCUCAAAUCCCCGCCUCUUCUCUGUCUCCGUCUUCAGAACUCGCCCUCGUGGAUGAAUACCCACCGGCGGAGUUUAUCAAUAUAAGGGCCUUAAAAGAGGUUGUUGCUUCAAAGAGAAAGGAACUACAUGAAGGGGCCCAGGACCAGUAUCUCUCCUUCCGCCAUGUCACGUCAGAGGAUUUUGCAACGAUUAAGGCACGUCGUGUUGAGAUUAUGGGACGCGGUCCCGCCUUCUUCUAUCUUGGCGAUAUUGAGACUCUUAUCAUAAAGUUCCCUACUCGAGCACAUGAGAAAGCUCAUGCGACACUGGGUCAGCGGAUUCAACUCAAAGUGUUUCGAAUGGGAAUUGCCUUUCGCGAAUUUACGGCGGUCAAUGCAACAGCGAUGAAGGGUGGAAUCAAUUCUGAGAUGGAGGGUGACACGUCCUGGAUAAAUCAGAGACUCAGACCAAACAAGACCGAUUGGCCCAAUCUAGUUAUCGAAGCAGGGAUGUCUGAGCCUUUUAUACGACUACAAAACGAUGCAAAAUGGUGGAUUCAGAACUCCGCCGGGGACGUGCUUAUUAUCCUUGUUGUUUGGAUCCGGCCGACUAUUAAGAAAGUGAAGAUAGAGAAGUGGAUUCCUGCCUCUGCGCAACCUUUAAGACGCAGUGCCGGUCUUAAUCUGCCCCAGGUAUUGCCCACUAAAGUCGCCGAUAUCGAGAUCGAUCAAUCGUCUACAUCUGUUUGUCAUGGUGCCCCUUUGCUGCUGGAGUUCGACAGGGUUUUCGGAAGACCACCACAGCAGCCCCUAGAGCAUGAUAUUGUCUUCACACAGCAAGAACUGGAGGAUUGGGCACGCGAUCUGUGGGUUGGGAUCUGAAAGG